Molecule: messenger RNA, 4550 nt
Organism: Cydia pomonella (codling moth)
Lineage: Eukaryota; Metazoa; Arthropoda; Insecta; Lepidoptera; Tortricidae
Exons: 5
Coding region: 192-860 (222 amino acids)
Source: RefSeq, a predicted model, not a curated record
UACAUAGGUACAUUGCAACUUAAUAUAAAGCUUGUAAAUACAACUUUUUGCUCAGGAACGGAGUAAGACUCGUGCAGAGGAAGUUCGCGCAAGGUGUACCCAUUCCAGCGAGCAGCAUCAGCGUCGCGCCUACACCGCCGGAGCGCAAACCGGACCCACCUUACUCUCCCAAAAAUGUCUACCACAACAACAUGUCCGCUCGGAACCUGCUCGACAUUGUGUCUAUUCAAAACAUACACAAACACAAGCAAGAACCACUCGUGGUGCUCGAACGUCUUCGAGACGACGAGAUACCGUCGCCCGUCUUGCCGAACGGACGGUGCGUCCGACCAAGGAUCCGGGUGCCCUUGAGACGCCGGAAGGUCAAGGGCAACAAGGGCAACAUGUGCCUGAGGUCAGGCAAGCGCAAGUCCACUGAUGCCGGCAAGGGGCCCACUAAGAAACGAAAGAAGCUGUCCUCGGAGUCCACGGACGACAUACCGCUCGUCUACUAUUUCAACAACCGGCCUGCCAAGCCGCAUAAUAGACAGCACAGACAGAAGGACAUCACAGUUACAGACAAAAAACAAAAAGCGCCAGUCAGAGAGAAACGUACGCCAGCACCAAAGAAAACGGUCACCAAAGAGCGAAGCGACUCCACGGUUGACAAACCACCUUCAAGGGCAGAGUCCAAAGCUCGGCAGCUAAAAAAAGGGCUACCGAAGGACGCACGCUGGUCCACGCUCCGCUCGGCGCGAGCGCCCUCUGAGACCCGAAGCAUAGUGCGACGUCUGCGUAACAAAGUGCUACUAGGUAAGCCCAUUUAUUUAUUUAUUCGUAUGGCAAAAAUACAAUCGUUCAUUCAUAUGAAAUAUAGGUAGAUAUAUUUAUUACGCCCAAUUGCUGGAUCCAUUGGGUGACAUUGUUGUCUAAGGUGAACAAGUCCACUGCUGGGUUGCCCUGGUAUUUGGUGAGUGGGCAUUCGCGCAUAAUAUGGUCAGCUCCACAAUCGCAUGCUGGCGACUCUCUCCAGCCACAUCUGUGUAGGAACUCUCGACAUCCACCCCAACCGGUUCGUAAUCGAUUUAACUGGCACCAACUUCGUCUGGGUAGUGAGAAACCUGUUGGUUUUUCUGUAGGGUUGAUGUUUGUCCCUAGGUUGGUAGGCAAGUUCUCAUUCCAUUCUUGAGUCCAUCUCUCAUUAAUGCUGAAGGGGGUGUUUAAAAGUAUUGAGGCAGUUUUAUGUGGCGGUAAGCCCAUUCCAGCUCUGGAACGCUCUACCUCUGGAGGCAGAGCCAGUCACUGGCGUUGCUAAAAGGCAAAUUAAAAACUUUCGACUUGAAAGGAUUCAGCAAAUUUUUUGUAAGGAAAAUCUGGCGGAAGAUUCUGGGACCUAUCAGAGAUGAAGAUGGAACUUGGAGGCAUAGGAAGAAUAGGGAGCUAGAGGAGCUGGUUGCGAUGCCCAAUAUAAUUGGCGAGAUCAAAGCCACACUCCGCUGGCUCGGUCACCUAGAGAGGAUGGGAGAGGAUCGUGCCGUGAGAAGAGCGUAUGUGGGGCACCCGGGUGGAAAACGUCCGUCUGGGCGUCCCAGAUACCGCUGGAGUGACGAAGUCCUAAAAGACCUGUUCGCCCUCGGAAUACCCAACUGGCGUGAAGUGGCGCAGGAUAGGGCAGAGUGGCGCUCUCUUGUGUCAGAGGCCAAGAUCCUGUUUGGGUCACUGAGCCAGUGAAGAAGAAGAAGUCCCUUGAUUAUAGAACCGGCCGCUAUAACUGAUUAUUUUUCGUCAGCAGCUAGACAUAGUCUCCCUCCGUUGGAGAAAAUCUUCUUUUCUCCAACAACUUUUCUCCUGCAUAUCUAGAUGUUUUAUUUUUAUUUAAAAUGAUUAGAAAUCACAUAAGAUUCUAACCUUUUGUUAGAUAGCGUUUCCUUCAAAAUUUCUCGGUCCCACUCACCUAAACCUACACUAUUUCCUCCUGUGGCACACAGUAUGCUAAAAACUCUUUCUUUAGGCGCACUUGUAAUUUGUAUAAUGAAUCUCUUAACGAUAUAGAUAUUUUUGCUCAUAGUUUGUCCGUGUUCAAGAACAAAGUUCGGCAAUUUUUGUCGUUGAUGGUAAGUAUCGCAGGUGGGGACCAACAGAGGGUUACUACUUACUUACUCCGUUGGCUCAGCGACCCAAAAUGAGACUUGGCCUCCGACACAAGACAGGGCCACUUUUCUCGGUCCUGUGCGACCUCUCGCCAAUUGUCGACUCGAAGCUCGCGCAGAUCCGCCUCCACCAUGUCGCUCCAGCGAUACCUAGGGCGUCCGAUAGGACGUCCUCCUGCUAGGCGACCCAGGUACGCUCUUUUCACGUUCCGAUCUUCGUCUAUUCUCUCAAGGCGGCCCAACCAACGGAGUCUGUGGGCUUUACUUUCUCCCAUGAUAUUAGGUUCAGCCACUUGGUCUUCAAUCUAACGGUUCUUAAGGACUGUCCAACUUCCAUCCGGUCCUCGUUUGGGGCCCAGUAUUUUACGGAGGAUUUUCCUCUCGGCAACUAGCAGCAUGUUUUCUUCCUUGAGUGUUAGUGUCCAUGCUUCAUAGGGCAUAAAGAUUAGGAUCCAGAAUACAUUGCGAUGCAGUGCAGCCCUUCACAAGGUGUUAGUGUCCAAGCUUGUAAGCAGACGCAUCAAGAUCCGAAUCUAUGAGACCGGCUAAAACUCAUUUUUUCCUAAAAAAAUCGACAUUCGAAGUUUUAUAAUAUCUUAUCUCUAAAGUUACACAUAAAGACAGGUAUUUUUUUAGGAAAACUUGAGUUGUAAGCAGAUAUAACAAAACACGUGCUCAUUAUUUUUUGCUGCUUUCAAACAUAUACUCAAACCAGCCAUUAACUAGCAAGUUGCUUGAGCAUCACUUUCUAUAGGAGUUAGAAGAUUUAGUAACUUUUUAGUACUUUGAAGGCCAUUUUCUCCUAACAGGUUGAGUUUGGGCAGCUAAAAAAAAUACGUGUCCGUUAUUUCAGACUACUCUAUAACAUAUAUCAAAAUGAAUCAAAUCGGAACCGGACAGUUGGGUACCCUUCCUUGUUAGGUAGGUAUUUUCGUUGGUGGCGGUCAAGUUGGUCCCCGCCUGCGAUACUUACCAUCAGCAACAAUAUUCUUGUGGGCCUUGUUUUCAUCUUUUUAGUGCAGUCGGGUUUUUUGUUUUUCUAUAAUAAUAUUUUAUUUUAUGAUAAGCAGUUAUAAUUUUGUUUUAAAUGAAUUUCUUGUACAAUUUCCAUGCUGAUAUUUAAAUCCUCAAUCCAUAAAUAGCGAUACUUUUACCUGAAUUAUUAAUUUAAAGUAUUCAAGAAAUAAUAUAGAACGUUAAAUAGGUGCAUAUCGUCGCCGUAGAGCGAAAAGUCACCAAAUCGUUCAUUGGUCAUUUUGAGUUAUGAGGGUUUAAAAAAAUAAUAAUUAAAUUUUUUUUUACUGAAAUUAUCUUAAGAUAAAAUUGUGGUUUUAUAUGUGUUUAUUCAUUAUAAUAUAACUAAAAUGACUUAGGUACGCUCAUAAAUAAGUUACAAGAAGUUGAAAAAUGUAUAACGGAAUUAGGUAUUUUUCGACUAAAAUAUUGAAUCCGAAGUGAGUUUUUAGUUACUUCUUUAACUUUGUAAAAUUGAAACUAUGAUCGCUAUUGCUACCGCAAUAAGACUGAAAUUUGGAGAAAAAAAAAUGCGAUUUUGAUGACAUAUAUAAGUCAAUUUUGGCCAUUUUGUGAUUUGGUGACUUUUCGCUCUACGGCGACGAUAUAUACUUUACUCACUGAGUUCGAGCGCCCAACUAGACUGUAAUGAUCAUCCCCUUUCAUCCGUUGGUAAACAAUGCACUAUACAUUCAUUCCAAUAAGGUUUCCGAUGCGAUAUAUACUUAUAUAUAAUACGCAUGGCGUACAAAGGAUCAAACGAAAACACUUUAGUGUUAGAUUGUGUUUAUAAAAGCAUUUUGAUUGCACGAUAGUGCACACGUUCGUGUUUACAUAGCCCGGAAUAUCAAACAGGGGACCGUGAGGGAACUUAAUUAAUUCAAGCCUAUAGUGGCACUUUGAAUGGCGGACACGUACGGAAAUCAUUUUUCUGAAACCUGUAAUGAAAUGUUGACAUGACUUACUUCAAAUUAGGUCCGGAAAUACUACAUAUCAGGUGCGAUGAAUGAUGAUAUGUAAAGGAAUUUCAUACAGCCUUACACACCUAGGCCUGUAAGGCAACCUUCUUUUGUUUUUAAACGUCAAAUUAUGGCACGUCUUGGCAUUCAACCGUAAAAAACCUAUAAGCAAAAUUCUGCCAGUAUGCUUUUUUUUGUGUUUUUUUUUCUUUUUUGUGUUUGUUAAAUAUUACUUCGGGGAUUCAAAGGGAAACAAAAAUUUCAUAUUUUUUGCGCUUUGACGCACGGUUUAGGAGAUACAGCCCCAAAAAGUUUUAUUUUUUUCAGUCAUUCAGAAAUCUUUAUAGGGCUGUAUCUCCUAAACCGUGCGUCGUAGCGUAAAAAUAAUCAAUUUUUCGUUUCCCUUUCGGUAUCAACAAAAAACGCAAAAAAGAAAAAAAAAGAAAAA